AUGAAGUUUCUUGAUUGGUACUUGAAGAUUGGGGUUGUCUCAGCCUUGGUUGGGGCUUCUAUGGAGGUGUUCAUGAUCAAAACUGGCUUCUAUGACAAAGUAACUGUUUUGGAGUCCGAAAAGCGUGCCUGGGAGAAUUCCCCGGAUGCUCAGGCAAUAAGAGAUGCUCUCAACCCCUGGAGACAUAUCGACGCAGAAGAAACAAAAAAGUCAUGA
Molecule: messenger RNA, 216 nt
Organism: Sphenostylis stenocarpa
Lineage: Eukaryota; Viridiplantae; Streptophyta; Magnoliopsida; Fabales; Fabaceae
Source: the annotation of a GenBank genome assembly